CUUGAGAAAUGAGAGGCUUUUGAAGCUAGUAUAGGAAGUCCAAUAAAGGAUAGCCAAAUUUAUUUAAAGUUAAAGAGAAAAGGUGUGACGAAGGGGAAGAGUUCAGAGAUUAAAGGAAGGAAGAACAUCUUCGAUCGAUGGGAAAGGAAGAGAAAAACAAUAAGGAAGCUGCGAACAAGAUUCCCACCCAGAACGGAGUUAUAAUCUCUGUCUACGUCGAAUCACCUAAAACGCAAUCGCCGCAAAGAAGUACUGUAGCCGACGUUAAGAAAACCAAGCCAAAAAAAUCUGUUUCCAAGAAGCAUCAAGCCGCAAGAAAGCGCGGCUACGAUCGCAGGGCUCACCUCCUCGCCUACGCUAGAGACCUGAGAAAUGCGGGUCCCCAAGAGGUUCAGCGACCCAGAAACAAUACGAGGUCCAUGCCCAAGAAAAAAUGGAAAUGGUUGAUGAAACCAGCGAGUUUCUGCAUUCAGUCGCACCAGACGCUCGAGCGCACCAGUAGCCGAUGGAGAUAUGAGCGCAUGCCAAUAGAAAAGAAGACAGAAAAAGUAGAUCGAUCGGUCGGUUCCACAAGCAAGAGAAAGCCCCGGCCCACCAGGAGAAGCAAUUCUGAUCACUUCUUCAGUAAAUUAAGGUGUAUGCUGAAAGAAUUAUCAUGUAAAAAGGAUGACGUUGGUAAGGAUCCUAAGGUGAUGAUUGUGAUCAAGAGUACGUCGCCCUCCGAUCUACGUUGAUUAUGUACGUGUUUGGUGGCAUUAUGAUUCUAGCAGAUUAAGAUGUGUGUUCCAGAUGAAGAUAUAUGCAUACUUGAAUUCUGGGUCUUUCGUCUUCGAUCCACCUUUUGUGUUACGUUUGUUGCGGACAAUUAUGAAACAUCCGUUAUUUUCUCCGAUGUGUAGGAUUACAAGAAAAAUGAUUUGGAAUAUUACAACUUUUACUAAUUAAAGAGGUAUUUACUAACUUAAA
Alnus glutinosa is the source of this 966-nucleotide messenger RNA. RefSeq lists its product as uncharacterized. Lineage: Eukaryota; Viridiplantae; Streptophyta; Magnoliopsida; Fagales; Betulaceae. The coding region runs from base 138 to 734 and encodes 198 amino acids. The transcript has 4 exons. The record is from RefSeq and is a predicted model, not a curated record.